CUUUUUGCUCCAUCUGAAACACAAAAACUUAAUGAAAUAAAUGUGAGUUGUGUUUUUAACAAUGGAGACUUAUUUCAAGUCUGAAGACGAGUAUAAAACUGAACCUGAACCCGAGAAAACAAUAUGCAGGUGCUGUCUCAUGACCGACAAGCGAAUGUUCAGUAUAUCGAUGUUCGCUACACAUUUUCGCGAUUUAGCAGGAUUGAAUGUGUCUGACUCGGACGGGCUCCCGCCUUGGCUGUGCCACGAAUGUGCUGCGCUGCUGCAGAAGGCGGUCCGCUUCAAGCAGAAGCUGCUCAAAGCCAAUUCUAUGCUCUGCGACUAUCUCUUGAGAUGUGCUCCUUUUCCCAUCGACGCCCAAGACCCGGAACUGAGCAAGUACUCAACACCGAACCUGAAGGAAACCAAUACUCUUGCCUUUGACCACAGCGGGAAGAAGCUCGGUUACCACAAAACGUUGGAGCAUGAGAAGAGGCCGAUAGCAUCAGCUCUCCACACCAUAGACCUGCCUCCGUUAGAACCGAUACCUGCAGCGGGACCUCCCCCCGUAGAGCUCCUCAAGGAGGAGUUUGACUCCUUUGAUGAUUAUGAAGACAACAUUACAUUAGAGGAGUACAGAAAUACGGCGGUAAAGUCUGACAACGAGAUUGCUGAAGAGCUUCUAGUCAAGGAAGAAGAGGAAACCAAGAAAAAAAGGAAGACCAAGAAAAAGGAACAGCCCAAGGCGAAGCGGAAGAAAAGCAAAGAACCAGUGGAGGGUGAAGAGCCAAAAACCAGCAUCAGGAAGACGGUGGAACUCGACCCCACCAAAAUUCGCAUCGUCAUGCUGAACCCUGAAGAACAGUUCAAACAGUAUGAGGAAGAGAGCAAAGCCAAGUUCCCGUACCAGUGCCACCUGUGCUACAAGGGAUUCAACUUCGACACCAAACUGGAAAACCAUAUGAGGAAACACAGCCCGUCCCGGGGCCCGUUCUCGUGUGCGCUAUGCACCAUGUACUUCCCGUCGGCGUACAGCCGCAGCGUGCAUGCACAUAUCCACACGCGCCGCUACGAGUGCGUAGCCUGCGGACGCCGCAUGAUCGACCGCGCCUCCAUACUCGACCAUUACAGAACACAACACGAAGGAAUGGUGUCACACUUUACGUGCCAUCUCUGCGGUAAAGUUUCCAAUAAUAGUAAAACGCACCGCGGCCACAUGAGGAACCACCACGGCGGACAGCGGCCGGAGUGUGAGCAGUGCGGCAAGACUUUCGUCAACAAGGACUCGCUCGAGGAACACAGGCAGAUACACCAGGGCAUUAAGAACUACUCGUGCUCGGAGUGCGGCAAGCGGUUCCGCACGCGGACGCAGAUCAAACAUCACCAGCUCAAACAUACCGACGUCAAGGAGUACUACUGCGUGGAGUGUGACGUCAGAUUUAAGUCGGCACACAGCUUACGUCAGCAUCUAAUGAAGAGUUUGAAACACAAAGACAAACAGAGUUUGAAAUUCGCGUGCACGCGCUGCGACAAGCGGUUCGAGUGCGCACGCGCGCUCGCCGCGCACCACGCCGUGCAGCACGACGGCCUGCGCGCGCACGCCUGCGGACUCUGUCCCGCCGCGCUCGCCACCAGCGCCUCGCUCGCCAAGCACCGCAGACACGUGCACCAGGGCGCCAGGCCGGCCAAGAGGCACGUCUGCGACGCCUGCGGGAAGGCCUUCAGAGGCAAAUCAGUGCUAAUCAACCACGUCCGCACACACACCGGGGAGAAACCAUUCUCUUGCCCCACGUGCGGCCGCAAGUUCUCGCAGAGCACCGCCAUGAGGACCCACGUGGACUUGGUGCAUCUCAAGCGACGCCGCGGAAAGGCGAAACAGGAGCCCCCGGCGGGUGAGGAGCCGCCAAAGAUAGAUCUGUUCACCAAAGAGGAGCCCCAGAUAGUGUUCGACGCGUGGAGACAGAACAUGCCCAAUUGUGAGGUCUACUUCACCGUCACCGCCGGACCUUAGACGUUAAACAAAAUUAACAUCCCAAGCCCUGCCCAUGGAUCUAGUUUUAACCUUUCCGACGCCGUGUCAAACACAAAAGCUGUUACUCGGACGCCACGUCACCGAAGUGUCAAAACUGAAAUUGAACUUUAUGCACAUGCACGUAGGUCUUUAUCCGUCUUUGGCGUUGGAUUGGUUGGAUAUGGAUAUGGAUUGGGCAUAAGUGGUGGGGGAACUGACAGAACGGAAUACAGUACCGGUCAAAAGUUGUUCACCUUUUUGGUACAAAUGUGUACUUUUGUGCGAUAAUUUUAUUUUUCAGUUCGGAUGUCGAAAUUUGUUUCCAACUGAUCCGUUAUUGUUUUCAGUGAUGUGUUUGAUUAGUCAGACACAAUUUACGUACAUUUCUCAACAAAUCAUUCCCUAAAAUCUUAUAGGUACUACCACAGUCAAAGGGUCUACCACGAAACCUCACUAUCACUCUCGCGUAUUCGAUCGAUAAAUUGAAAAUCUAUAUUUCAGGCCUGUCGGCCCAUAUUUUGUUAGUUUGCAGUGCUUAAAAAUAUAUUAGUUGAAAUACAUAGGUACAUUGUACAACAUGGGGCGUAAGUUAAAUAUUGCAAACGAGAGUAUAGUUAAAUCGCGACGCGCAUUCGGGGGCCGUCAAGGGUAAAGAAUAAUAGGGUUGUUGACACAUGUUGAAUUUUGUAACUAAAUCUAGUUAAAUAGAUAGAAAAGGAGCAUUUUAUCACAAUAAAUUGAAAACUUAAUGGUAAUAAUAAAGAAAUACAAGACCUCACAGUUUCAAAAUUUAAGUUUUUUUUUAAACAUCCAAAAAGAAAAAAAAUAUGGUACCAUUCGGUUCCU
Cydia strobilella is the source of this 2836-nucleotide messenger RNA. RefSeq names its product zinc finger protein 3 homolog. Gene Ontology annotation, molecular function: zinc ion binding. The transcript has 15 exons. Gene Ontology annotation, cellular component: nucleus. Bases 62 to 1990 code for a protein of 642 amino acids. Lineage: Eukaryota; Metazoa; Arthropoda; Insecta; Lepidoptera; Tortricidae. The record is from RefSeq and is a predicted model, not a curated record.